GUGCUCCAUAUAUAAGCAUCUCACUGCCACUGUUAUGGACAUACUCAAUUCGUACAUCUACCUCUCAGUACACCAACCACCAAUUCAGAGCAAGAUGAGAGCCUAUCAGAUCCUCGCCUUUGUCAGUGCAUUUGUGGCUUUGGCCGCUGCCUACCCUCAGCAUUAUGGAGGUCAUGAAGAUCAUGGACACAAGGAACUCUAUGACUACUAUGCUUAUCCCAAGUACCAGUUUGACUACGCCGUGCACGACCCGCACACCGGCGACUUCAAGAACCAGUGGGAGACCCGCGACGGCGACGUGGUCAAGGGCGAGUACACGGUCCACGACCCUGACGGCACCAUCCGCACCGUCAAGUACACCGCCGACAAGCACAACGGAUUCAACGCCGUCGUGCACAAGGCCGGAAAGUCGCACCACCCCCAGAACUACGGCCACCACUACUAAUUAAAGGCCCAAAUUCUUUCCACAUACAUCCCGCCUCCGUGCAAAUUUGAAUCCUACUCGUCAUUUAUAGUGUAAAUACGUAGCAGAUCACCCACCCAUCGUGCGCAUUCUCCACUGCGAGGAGAAGUAAAGCAGCUAAAAUUUUGUAAAAUGUGUGUUAAAUGCAAGUCGGCAUUUUUUAUGCGGAAACUGAAAAAUGACUGUCCGACUGUGCAAUGUUAAAACUGUUAUAAGUGUGAUGUUUUUUUUUUUAAUAAAU
Molecule: messenger RNA, 704 nt
Organism: Neocloeon triangulifer
Lineage: Eukaryota; Metazoa; Arthropoda; Insecta; Ephemeroptera; Baetidae
Product: cuticle protein 19-like
Exons: 3
Coding region: 35-445 (136 amino acids)
Cellular component (GO): extracellular matrix
Source: RefSeq, a predicted model, not a curated record